AUGCAAAAUUUGUUUAAAAACUUUUCAAUAAUCUUUUUUCGACAAAUUAAAAAUAAAUCAUCACCGUCGUCAUCAUUUUUAACAAGAAGGAUAAUUUAUUGUGAUCUUACAACCACAAAUACUAACCAAUUACCAAGACAACAAAGUAUUGUCACAAGAACUAAAGCUUUACCAAGUUUCGAUGGAAAUAAUUUAAAAAUUUCAACAAUAUUCAGAAAUGCAAUAAUAAAAGAUGAAGUAGAUAUUGCCUGGUCAUUAUACACUUCAUCUUCAAAAAGAAGAGACAAUAAUAACAAUAAUAAUGGAAAUUUAACGUAUGCAGAUUAUUGUGAUUUAGCAAAAUUAUUAAAGAACAAUGGAUUGGUAGUAGAUCAGACAAAGAUAGAUUUGAGAUUGCAACAAAUGGAAAAAAUCAAAUCUGAUAUUAUAAAUUCAAGAAUAAUUCAUGACAUAGAAAUUUAUAAUUUAUUAUUAAUAGCAUAUUCAAAAACUAAAAGAUUCGAGGGAGCUAAACGGUUUAAGUUGGAUCAUCAAAUUUACGUUUCGUUUAUACAUGUUUUUGGUAAUUUGGGCGAAAUUAAAGAAUUAGAAAUUGUGUUUAAAGAUUAUUUGAAAUUAAAUUCCUUGAAAUUGAAUUCUUCGGUAUUUGAUUCAAUAAUAGCUCAGUAUCUAGAAAAUAAGCUGGAUAUUGAGAAAUCAAUCGCAAUAUACAAACAAAUGCUCAAUAAAUCUUUAAAGCCACCAAAACAAACGUUCAAUAAGAUAAUUAAUGCUUAUUUUAAAAAUAAUCAAUUUGAAAAUGCUAAAAAUUUUUUUCUUGAAGAAAUGGAAAAGAGAUGGAACAUUAGUGUUGAUAUUGUUACUAUUAACACCAUGAUUUCUGGUAACUUUAGAGCUGCUCUCUAUCACUCUGGUCUAAUCAGUGGUGGUGGCGGUAAUAGUGGCGAUGCUAAUAGAUCAUUUGUUGAUUUGUAUGUAGAAGAUGCAAUAGAAUGGUAUUUAUAUAUUUAUAAAAAUAAUAUGAACCCAACCCUUGUAACUUUUCAUAUAUUGUUGCAAGGAUUUGGUGAUUUGAAACAAUUCGAUCAAGUACAAAAAUGUCUUAAAGAAAUGCAUGAUCUAAAGGUUAAGCCAGAUGUAACAACAUUUCAUGCUUUGGCAGAUAUUUAUGGCAAAAAUCAAGAUAUAAAAAGUUUACUAACAAUAUGGAGUGACUUGAUAAAUAUGAAAACAAAAUUAAACAAUCAAAUAAUAACAAUUGACACUUGGAUAGUUUUUAUAAAAUCAUUGAUUUUUUGUAAUGAAAUGAAUUUAGCUUUGAAAUUUUUGAAUAGUGGGAAAGAAGAAUUUGGUAGUGAUAAAUGGAAUAACAAUGACAUAUUGAAAAAGAUUCUAGCUAAUCUAAAAGAACCAUCCAGCUAUCUUUUCCUUAAAAAUCCAAAUAAAAUUAUUGCUGGCUUUAGGAAUUUAAUAUUUCUAUUAAUCUCAAAUUUCUGGAGAUUGCAAAACUUAUAUAUGUGUUAA
Entrophospora sp. SA101 is the source of this 1524-nucleotide messenger RNA. Lineage: Eukaryota; Fungi; Glomeromycota; Glomeromycetes; Entrophosporales; Entrophosporaceae. The record is from the annotation of a GenBank genome assembly.